This is a messenger RNA of Bombina bombina (fire-bellied toad), 756 nucleotides long. RefSeq names its product tropomyosin-like. The coding region runs from base 1 to 756 and encodes 251 amino acids. Gene Ontology annotation, biological process: signal transduction. NCBI's taxonomy places the organism in Eukaryota, Metazoa, Chordata, Amphibia, Anura, Bombinatoridae. The transcript has a single exon. Gene Ontology annotation, cellular component: membrane. The record is from RefSeq and is a predicted model, not a curated record.
AUGACUGAUCAGUUAGGAAGAGUGACUGAACAGUUAGGGAGAAUGACUGAUCAGUUAGGAAGAAUGACUGAACAGUUAGAGAGAAUGACUGAUCAGUUAGGAAGAAUGACUGAACAGUUUGGAAGGAUGACUGAUCGGUUAGAGAGAAUGACUGAUCAGUUAGAGAGAAUGACUGAACAGUUAGAGAGAAUGACUGAUCAGUUAGAGAGAAUGACUGAACAGUUAGAGAGAAUGACUGAUCAGUUAGGGAGAAUGACUGAUCUGUUAGGAAGAGUGACUGAUCAGUUAGGGAGAAUGACUGAUCAGUUAGGGAGAAUGACUGAUCUGUUAGGAAGAGUGACUGAACAGUUAGAGAGAAUGACUGAUCAGUUAGGAAGAGUGACUGAUCAGUUAGGGAGAAUGACUGAUCAGUUAGAGAGAAUGACUGAUCAGUUAGAGAGAAUGAUUGAUCAGUUAGAGAGAAUGACUGAUCAGUUAGGGAGAAUGACUGAUCUGUUAGGAAGAAUGACUGAUCAGUUAGGAAGAGUGACUGAUCAGUUAGAGAGAAUGACUGAUCAGUUAGGGAGAAUGACUGAUCAGUUAGGGAGAAUGACUGAUCUGUUAGGAAGAGUGACUGAUCAGUUAGAGAGAAUGACUGAUCAGUUAGGAAGAAUGACUGAUCUGUUAGGAAGAGUGACUGAACAGUUUGGAAGGAUGACUGAACAGUUAGGAAGGAUGACUGAUCGGUUAGCUGAUAAUUUAAGAGAGGGGAAAUGA